Messenger RNA from Strongylus vulgaris, 522 nucleotides. The record is from the annotation of a GenBank genome assembly. Lineage: Eukaryota; Metazoa; Nematoda; Chromadorea; Rhabditida; Strongylidae.
AUGGCUAGCCGAAGCGUUCCACGGUUGCCCGGUAAAGAGAGGGAUAAACAAAGUAUCUCACGUGCAGUGGUUGCGGAGUUGAUCCAGGCAAUCAAGUUCAAAUGCCCAAUGCACGAGGCAAAUUUCAUGACGAUUGCCAACCUGAUUCUCCAAGAUGCUGGAGAAGAUCUCCAUGUUCUGGCAAAAUUAAAGAAAGAGACGAAUUCUGAUGCUACUGGCGGAGAUCUGAAAGUGAAGCUGGCUGAAGCAAUAGCCGUAGAAAUGAGUAGAUCGAAUACUCGCGACUGUCGAACAGUUAUUCGAUUUAUUCCGUGGCUAAUGAGCCCACCAAGUGUAACCCAAGCAGCUCCGGGAGCAUUUGCUGAUUCUGUGACUAAUGUGCGGGUGCUUUCGUGGCUACUACUCGGAGCUCUUCAUGCAAAUCAUGGAUGUUUGCCGGUUCCAAUAGAGUGUAGCCAACAUAUGGCCGACUACAUCCACUUCGUCCUCGCUGGUUUUGCUGAUCAAUCAAAGGUUGCUUAA